AUGCUAAACGAAACAACCUCACCCUCCUCAUCUUCUUCUCCAGAAUCACCACCCUACUAUACCCUUUCAUCAGACACUGAACCAUCUGACCCUCACUCCCCAAUUCUAGCUCAGCUCCAAACACGUGCUUUGGCCUCUCAACAGCCAACACAAUUCAUUCCUGAGCCAGAAGUUACCUCUCCACCCACAGCAAACCCAAACACAACCACAUCUGACUCUCCACCAUCCGAACCAAUUCUCUCUGAAUCACAACCACACAACUCUAACAUACCCCCACCAACAUCCGAACCAAUUCUCUCUGAAUCACAACCACAAACACCCACACUUCACUUAAGCCUUCCCACUUCUCCACCCCAAGCCUCUGAACCUGAAAACACCAUUCUAACCCUUGAGGAAGCAAUAAAGGUGUUUGCAGAAGCUUCGGUUGACAAGGUCAAGUCUCUGACCAUCAACUCUAGCAUCAAUGAUGAUCCCUCCGCUGUAAGGACUCACUGGAAUAGAGUGAUAAGUUGGAUGACCUCUGAAGCCUUUAAGCUGAAGGGCCUCUCUGAGCAAGUCCGCAACGACUUUAUCAGAGACGCUGAGAUCAGACUUCAGGAGCGUCUAGCUAGAGAAGCUGAGGAGCGGGCACGCAAAGAAGCUGAAGAGACAGCAAAGCAAGAAGAACUGCAAAAGAUCAAGGAAGCUGAACCCAAAGCUCUAGCUGAUGUCGCUGUUGCAGCUGAAGCUGAAGCAUAA
Molecule: messenger RNA, 738 nt
Organism: Lathyrus oleraceus (garden pea)
Lineage: Eukaryota; Viridiplantae; Streptophyta; Magnoliopsida; Fabales; Fabaceae
Product: eukaryotic translation initiation factor 4 gamma-like
Exons: 1
Coding region: 1-738 (245 amino acids)
Source: RefSeq, a predicted model, not a curated record